AGGAAGAUGCCCCGGGACACUGAGGCAGAGCAGGAGCUGAGCAUGGAGAGCAGGGAGGACAAAUGCCCGCGGCAGAACCUGGUGGAAGAGGCCGUUUUGAGCGGCUCCAUGGGGCAGGAAGCCAACGGGGAGGAAAAGCCCCAGAGAUGCCGCACGAGGAGGGGCUGCAAACGCAGAUGGCGGGGAUCUGAGGAGGAAAGAGCCAGCCUGGGCUGGGAAGGCAGCCAGAGAUCAAGCCAGAGGUCGGAGCUGGUGCUCCAUGAGCAGCUCCAUGAUGGGGAGAAGCCCCACACAUGUGUGGAGUGUGAGAAGAGCUUCAGGUGGAACUACAAGCUCAUCGAGCACCAGAGGACCCACACUGGGGAACGGCCGUACGAGUGUGGGGAGUGUGGGAUGAGCUUCAGCCAGAGCUCCCACCUGACCAGCCACCAGAGGACCCAGACUGAGGAGAGGCCCUACGAGUGUAGGGAGUGUGGACAGAGCUUCAGGCAGGGCUCCAGCCUGAUCAGCCACCAGAGAACCCACACUGGGGAACGGCCCCAUGAGUGUGGGGAGUGUGGGAAGAGCUUCAAGUGGAGCUCUGACCUGAUCAAGCACCGGAGGAUCCACACUGGAGAACGGCCCUACAAAUGUGGGGAGUGUGGGAAGAGCUUCAGGGGGAGCUCUGACCUGAUCAAGCACCAGAGGAUCCACACUGGGGAACGACCCUACGAGUGUGGGGAAUGUGGGAAGAGCUUUAAGGACCAUGACACCCUGAUCAGGCACCAAAAGAUCCACACUAGGGAGAGGCCUUACGAGUGUUCCGAGUGUGGGAAUAGAUUUCAGUUCAACUCCCAUCUCCUCCUGCACAAUCUGAGUCACACAGAGGAGAGGGCCUUCUUCUGCCCUGAGUGUGGGAAGGGAUUUAAGUACAACUGCCAACUCAUCACCCACCAGCACAUCCACACAGGGGAGAGACCCUACAAGUGUGGAGAAUGUGGGAAGAGCUUCUCACAGAGCUCUCAUUUGACCCGACACCAAUACAGCCACCGAUAA
Messenger RNA from Zonotrichia leucophrys gambelii, 1035 nucleotides. Its product is annotated as zinc finger protein 180-like. Gene Ontology annotation, biological process: regulation of transcription by RNA polymerase II. NCBI's taxonomy places the organism in Eukaryota, Metazoa, Chordata, Aves, Passeriformes, Passerellidae. The record is from RefSeq and is a predicted model, not a curated record. Bases 7 to 1035 code for a protein of 342 amino acids. The transcript has 2 exons. Gene Ontology annotation, molecular function: RNA polymerase II cis-regulatory region sequence-specific DNA binding; DNA-binding transcription factor activity, RNA polymerase II-specific.